GUAAACACGAAUGAUUUUUAAGGGAAAAUGGCGGAUGGCGUGGACAUCGAUUUAUACGACAAUUUAGAGGACGGGUUUGAUCCAGUUGACAAUGAUGCGAUUCCAGAUGAUGACCUGUACAACGAUGUUAUAACUGCAUCCUCCAGUUCAGAAAGAAUAGAUUUACCACUAAAUGAUGGGGAAAGCAAAUCCAUGUCAACUAUAUCUGUCCCUCAUGGAUACACAGGGAGAAGAAUCAGUCUUUAUGUUGGAAAUCUAACAUGGUGGACGACAGAUCAGGACCUAACAGAUGCUGUAGCUUCCAUUGGCGUCACAGAUCUGGUGGAAAUCAAAUUCUAUGAAAACAGAGCUAAUGGCCAGUCAAAAGGCUUCGCAGUGGUAGUUGUUGGCUCAGACUCUUCAUCACGUCACAUCUUUGACAAGCUCCAGAGGAAGGAGAUCCAUGGCCAGGUGCCAGCUGUCACACACUGCAACAAACAGGCCCUCAGUCAGUUUGAGGCCCAGGCACGCAAGGGCGAUGCCUCCCCACAAAAUGGAGAAUCUUCUUCAAACAAAUUCCCCAGGGAAGGAAACAAGCCACCUCGUGGCCCCCCUCAUGGCCCUCCUCAUGGCCCCCCUCACGGCCCUCCUAAUGGCCCCCCUCAUGGCCCCCCUCACGGGCCCCCUCACAACUCUCCUCAUCCAGGAGGUCCCCCACAACAGAGGAUGCAGUCUAAAAACCAACCAAACAUGAUGCCACAGAGACAUCUGCACCCACAUAAUCAGGGUCCCAGACCUAUUGGGCCACCUCCACCUGGUCCAAUGCCACCACAUGGUGGAUCUCCUUUCCCAGGCGGUCCCCCGCGUCAUGGUGGACCUCCACAGAUGGGUGGCCCUCCAAACAUGAAUAUGCCACCUGGCCCUAUGCACCCAGGUGGUCCUAUGCCCCCGAGGAGUAUUGGACCUCCACCAGGAAUGCAAAUGAGAGGCCCUCCUCCCCAAGGAAUGAGAGGCCCCCCACCCCCAGGUCAUGACCCAAGAGGACCUCCCCCUAGACCAGAAUGGGACAGACCCCCAGCUGUAAUGAACCGUCCUGGACAACCUCCACCUCCGGGAAUUCCAUACAACCCUGCCCUUGGACCCCCUCCCCCACAGCCUGUUCCACCCCCUGGAGCCAGACACCCCCAUCCCGGUGGACCCAAUAUGGGGCCCGGUAUGCCACCAGGUGGCCAGCCCCCAAUGUCACUGCCACCCCCAGGACAUCCCCCAGGACACCCACCUGCUCCUGCCCCUCAUGUGAAUCCAGCAUUCUUCCCCCCUCAGCACGGACCUCCACCAGCAGGACCAUUGCCAGUAAACUCUGCCCCAGAUCCAUAUAACAGGCCACCCCCCGGAGCCCCAGUGUCCUCCUAUCCAGGGGAUCACUACAACAGAGCCCCUCCAGAAAGUAUGUAUUCCAACAGCAGGGUUGAGUCUGUGUCGCCUGCCCUCAGUGAGCAGGAGUUUGAGGAGAUAUUCCAGAGGAACAAAACAGUCUCCAGCAGUGCCAUCUCCCGGGCUGUACAGGAUGCCAGUGCAGGUGAAUUCGCAAGUGCUAUAGAGACCUUAGUGACAGCCAUUUCACUGAUCAAGCAAUCAAAGAUUGCCAGUGACGACCGAUGUAAGAUCCUCAUCAGCUCCCUUCAGGACACACUUCACGGGAUUGAGGAGAAGUCGUAUGGUUCCAAGAGUACAACUAGAAGGUCACGUUCAAGGGACCGAGAACGUGAUACACGUGACCGUGAAAAGAGAAGUCGCCAUCGAACACGUAGUAGGGAAAGGGAGUAUCGUGAGAGGAGUAGGGAUCGUGAACGUGGUCACUACGAGGAGUCACGGUCCUCGCACAGAGGAGAGCGGGACCGCGAACGUGACAGGGAGCGGGAUCGUGAGAGAGAGUACAGCAGCAGUCGUCGACACUGAUUACAGGCCUACAAGAUUUUAUUCGGAAAAUGAUUCUACCUCGGGCAGUUUCCUAUACUACUAGAAAAUUGGCUCAAUACAUCUGUUCAGUUUAUGGACAAGAAAGUUGUGUUUUAUAAAUUCUGUGCCAAAUAAUUAUUUGAAUUUGAAUUUCAUUGCAAUACGAGAGGCAGCUAAAUAUAUUUUUAUAUAGUGUUAUUUUUUUAUAAGGUUUAUAUUUUUACAUGUGAUAAUUACUAAAAGAUCUCCAUAUAUAUAGCAUUCCAAUGAAGAUGUCUUUGUCCAUGUUAUUUAUGUUGUAUAAAAUAUCUACAGACAUUUGUAAUCCACAAGUAUGGUAGAUGAGGAAUGGGAGUGAGUGGGAUGGUGAAGUUUGUAGACCGCUCUGUUUCUCACAUUGUUCCAGAUCGGUGUUUGUAAAACUAGAUUGAUAGGAUUGACAGUCAGACUUUGUAAGAUUGUGGUUUGCUCUUUAGGUACUGAUUUUAUUUUUCACAUCAAUACUAGAUAUUAUUUGUAACUUUGCCCCAAAGGCUUUAUUGACCGAUAUUUUUCACUAAAAAAAGUUUAAAGCCUUUUUAACACUUGAUGGGUUGAUUUAUCUGCCAAAUUGUUUAGAAAUAUUAAUAGCUUUUAUCUUCAUUAUUCCUGCGACAAAAGUUUCUUUUUACUCAGAAUUGCCUAUACAAUUUGUUAUAAGAGCUUUUUUUUUCUUUUUCUUCAAUUACUUAUUUCUUCAGGAACCCACGGCCCUUCAACCGUGGCAAUCCCUAUCCCAAUUAUUGCCAUAAGAGCUUUAUCACGCAGUCGAAAUGUUUUUCUGGGUAUUUCAGUCAUGCACAGUAGUCUAGUGGUAGGACGCCGGGCUCGUGGCCGAAGGGUUGCGCGUUCGACUCCCGUCACGGCACUGUGUUGUAUCUUUGAGCAAGAUACUUAACUCCGCUUGUUCCAGUCUACUCAGCUGUAAAUGAGU
Molecule: messenger RNA, 2911 nt
Organism: Mizuhopecten yessoensis (Yesso scallop)
Lineage: Eukaryota; Metazoa; Mollusca; Bivalvia; Pectinida; Pectinidae
Product: cleavage and polyadenylation specificity factor subunit 6-like
Exons: 16
Coding region: 28-1938 (636 amino acids)
Biological process (GO): mRNA alternative polyadenylation
Cellular component (GO): mRNA cleavage and polyadenylation specificity factor complex
Molecular function (GO): mRNA binding
Source: RefSeq, a predicted model, not a curated record